AUGCUAAAAGCCAAGUCAGACCUACCUUGGCUAGUUAUUGGGGAUUUUAAUGAUCUUGCUUCUCCGAAUGAAAAACGUGGACUUCAUCCACACCCUACGGCUCUCAUGGAAGGCUUUAAUCUUACUAUGGAUGAAUGUGGUCUCUUUGAUUUGGGUAUGAGGGGUAGGAGCUUUACCUGGGAACGUGGUAGAGGAACGGAAAGUUGGGUUGAAGAGAGACUGGAUAGGGCGGUUGCAAUGGCCAAUUGGUGUACUCUCUUCCCUCAUGCCACAGUGUACAACCGUGAUUCUCUUUCUUCAGAUCAUUCGGCCCUCUCUGUGGAAUUGGAAGGCCCAAGAUUUGCUCGAAGUCGUAGGAGGUUCAUGUUUGAAAAUGCUUGGUUAACAGACACUGGUUGCAAAGACAUUGUAGUUAGUUCAUGGAACUCGUCUUGGGAUGAUGCGCUGCCAGUAAGAUUGAAAAAAUGUAGAUUGGACCUUGAAAAGUGGGGUGGUGAUUUUAUAUGGAGGAUUGGGAAAGAGAUUGACUAUUUGCAAGCACAAUUAAAUAUCUUGAGAGGAAGACGAAAUGCAGCGGCUUUGGCUAGGGUGAGGGAGUUGGAUGCUAAGAUUCGAUCCUUGCUCGAUCAACAGAAUGUAUAUUGGCACCAGAGAGCCAAACAACACUGGCUACAUCAAGGUGACAAGAACAAAAAAUUUUUUCACCAAUAUGCAUUGGCCCGAAAGAGGAAAAAUCGUAUAGAGAAACUCAAGGAUGACUCUGAACGGUGGGUUGAAGUGAGUGAUGUUGUGAGACUUGCCAUGCAAUAUUUUCAAAAUAUUUUUACGGAAAAAGGGUCUAUUUUUGGUGAUUCAUUGGACGGCUUUCUGCCUACAGUUCAAGAUGCGGAUAAUGAGCAACUUUUGAAACCAUUUGAAACUGAUGAAGUGAAAAUUGCCCUAUUCUCAAUGGCACCAGAGAAAUCACCAGGCCCGGAUGGAUAUAGCCCGGCUCUUUACUAA
Ipomoea triloba (trilobed morning glory) is the source of this 1002-nucleotide messenger RNA. RefSeq lists its product as uncharacterized. The record is from RefSeq and is a predicted model, not a curated record. The coding region runs from base 1 to 1002 and encodes 333 amino acids. NCBI's taxonomy places the organism in Eukaryota, Viridiplantae, Streptophyta, Magnoliopsida, Solanales, Convolvulaceae. The transcript has a single exon.